CUACAGUCUCCCCUACUCUAUCGCUCCUACAGUAGGUAAAUAUUUGUGUUUGCUCAGCCGGCUGUAAUGGUGGACGACUGAACGGGGAACGAGAGAAGUAAAACCUCAAAAACUGAAUCACGAACCAAACACUACACCCCACGGCUCGCAAAUAAGCUCCGGCAAAUAUGGAUGAACUUAAACAUCAAGUCAUGAUAAACCAGUUCGUCCUGACAGCUGGAUGCGCAGCCGAUCAGGCGAAACAACUAUUGCAAGCGGCACAUUGGCAAUUCGAGACGGCGCUCAGUGCCUUCUUUCAAGAGACUAAUAUUCCAUACGGCCACCACCAUCAAAUGAUGUGCACACCGGCCAACACACCAGCCACGCCACCCAACUUCCCUGACGCUCUCACCAUGUUCUCCCGCCUAAAGGCCUCGGAAAGCUUCAGCAGCAGCGGCAGCCCCGGCAUGGGCUCCAUGGGCUCCAUGGGCUCCAUGGCCACUUCCCCCCCGCCGCUGCCCCCCAUGGGCUGGGGGAUCACCCCGCCAGUGCCUGGCCAGCAGGGCCUAUGGACUCAGGGCCCGCCCCCGCCCACGCAGGCCCACGCGCACCCCCUGCACCCUCACCAACCGCACCAACCCCACGGCUGGCCGUCGGCGGUCAACCAGCAAGCAGCCGCAGAGCAGAAGGCCAGCGUCGCCAUGGAGGCCGAGAGAUGAGCGGCCGGACUGUGUCUAGGAUGUUGACCCCCCCGCCCCCCCCCCCCACCUGACGCUCCCCUCUCUGUUUUUACUCCUGCAUAGCCCUGGGAGGGGAGGGGUGGGGAAAUACAAGGGGUGGGGGGGCACUCUGCCCUCUCAUUGGCUAUGGGCAGAGGGGCGGGGGCACUCUGCUUUCUCAUUGGCUAUGGGUAGAGGAAGGAGCUACACAACUAAGAGAAAACAACACCAAGCAACACAGACAAUUUAAAGAAGGGGAGAGGAAAACAAUGCAAGGUUGAUGAAAUAAUAAUAAUAAUAAUGAUAAUAAUAAAUAAAUACAUUUAAAAAACGCACAUCAUAUUACCGAAUAAGAAAGCAAGUGAAAAAAUGCUCUUAGUUUUUUGUUCAUUUUAAAGAAAGCAUAGUUUUAAAAAUAUAUAUAUAUAUGGAACUAAACUCGUCAUGCCCAAGGAUUUCUGAUACUCUCUAAAAUAUGGACAACUAUAAGGCAGCACCUGUUUCCGCUUUUUUCUUCUGUCAUCUGGUGUCUUAUAUGUGUGAGAGACCUGUCAACAGUUUGCGUUGCAUGAAGAAUUGGAAUCCGUCAUAUUAGUCUUUUUGAUUUAGUAUUUUUUUUUUAAAUACAUACAUGUGAACAGUGUGCAACAACCACAUAAAACACACACACACUCACAACAACAGACACAACUAGUGUUAGUAGAAGAAACCAGGAUUUUUUUUUUCUUGUCCCAUUGGAUGAUGGGAUUCUGGACUCCGCUUACCUCGCUGGUCACCUGACUUUCUUCAACCAAUCAGGGAAUCUCAAUUGUUCGUAACAAUGGACAUUUUUUUAAUUACACCAGAUACAUUUUAUUCAGACAUCAUUGGUACACAUCUUCAUAGUAACAUCUCUGGAUUUUACGUUGGGCAAAGACACACAGAGUUGGACAGCAAACACCCCAUCCCUGAAUAGAUUUAAAGAUUUGGGUAUUUUGUGGGGAAAGUCGGGUCUUGUUAGUGUUUUGUUUUAAGGUUUUCAUGAAGACUGGGACAGCUGUUGGAUAGUAAGACGGGUGUUAAGACUGUUUUGAAAAAACAACUGAGGCCGCUACGUUUUUAAACAUUUUUUUUUAAACAGAAAAAAAUAAAGCUACACAAAACCUGACUACUAUAAUAAGAAAUGUUUGUAAGCAGACUUGCCACUUUGCAUGACGUACGCAAAUGCAUACCUACCAUCUUUUGUAGUUUGUCGCUUUUUUGGGGAAUUCUACAUGACCUGUAUAUUUUAUUCCUUUUAAAUUCAAGUCCAAGAUCAAUUUCUUUUUUGUCUCACCCUCACAAAUGCUGAGCCAUCAGUGUAGAGAGGAGGAGAGAAUGACAUCCAUUAACUCUCAAGUUCAGGGUAGGACUCAUCUCUUUUAUAGGGUCUGUUUAUUUGAAAAGGACAAAAGCAGAAAAAAUUAAUGUUUUUAUCGUUGGUCAACCUUUUCUGUAAAGAUGAGAACUACAAAUCAUUUACAUGGUGAUACGUACUUUAACCCAUCAUAAAAUUUGACUUCAGAUAAUUCUUUUCUUUUGUGGUUUACUUUCCAUUUUGCACAGUUUUUUAAUCAAGAUGUUUCGGGAUCACCUAUUUCUAAACCUUUUUUUCAUGUAUGUUUUCCCCCUGUAUGACUGUAUUGAUACCAUUCCCACAAUAUUUGUGGACUACCUGAUAAUUAAGUUAUCAUUGUUUGUGUUCCUAAAUAAAUAUUGUAUGUUCUAA
Molecule: messenger RNA, 2445 nt
Organism: Clupea harengus (Atlantic herring)
Lineage: Eukaryota; Metazoa; Chordata; Actinopteri; Clupeiformes; Clupeidae
Gene: ubald1a
Product: UBA-like domain containing 1a
Molecular function (GO): protein binding
Source: RefSeq, a predicted model, not a curated record